Messenger RNA from Ananas comosus (pineapple), 1157 nucleotides. RefSeq lists its product as uncharacterized. The coding region runs from base 232 to 876 and encodes 214 amino acids. The transcript has 3 exons. Lineage: Eukaryota; Viridiplantae; Streptophyta; Magnoliopsida; Poales; Bromeliaceae. The record is from RefSeq and is a predicted model, not a curated record.
AGCAGAAGCUUCGGGGGCUUCUGAAAGACGAAGCUGCCGUGCGACGACACGGAAUUUAAAGUGGGGGGCGGUUUCAGAGUCAAACGUUGCUUCUCUUUUUCCCUCGCAACUCACGCGGCUCCCCCUCCUCUGCUUGUUUGUCCCUCUCCCUAUUUCUCUUGUACACGUACACUCAUCGAUCCAUUUAGAAGGAGAAGAGCUCUUGCGCGCGCACCACGCCCGCAGAAACCCAUGGAGAAGAAGCUGCUUUUGGGCUCCCACAAGGAGCCGUUUUGGACGCGGCCGUGGCGAUUGCUGAAGACCAUCUUUUUCGUUUUCACCAUGCUGGCUUCUCUCCUCCUCGUGUGCGCGCCGCCGCUUCUCGUCGUCGGGCUCGACCUGCUUCUCCCCCCGGCGCUUCUCUCCGCCGCUCUCCGGAGCGGUCCCGUCUACGCUGCUGCUUCUCCGCCGCCCUCUCUGUAUGAUCAGCUCUUCGCGAGUUUCGACUUCCGGUCUUCGCUGGUCGACUUGCCCGCCGUGUCGGCCGCCAGAGCUCUUCUCGUUCUCUGUGCCUAUGCUUUAUGUGGUGGCCGAGGUGCGUAUUUAGCGAUCACGGCAAUAUGUAGUGCCGCGUCGAUCGGAUAUGUUUCGAUCAAGGCUGUUUGCGCAUUCGGGGUGAGCUCCGUCGGAGGGGCUAAGCGUGUUACGACUGAGGGUAAGGACGGAGCGUUGGCCGUCGAAGCGUUGUUUCUGAGCUCUUUGGCGCUCGCGGUGGCUCACGUCGCGGUGGCGUAUCGAACUAGCUGUAGGGAGCGGCGCAAGUUGCUCGUGUAUAGAAUCGACAUCGAAGCGGUAAAGCAAAAGGAGGCCAAACUAAAGGAGCAAAUUAAAUUGUGAGAUAGCCUUAUCAGCUUAAGGGUAGAGUAUGCCAGGGAUGUGUAUCAUACAUAUUGUUUAUGUAUAGAACUUUUUUUUUCUCCGAAUUAUUCAUUGAAAAAACAUCGAGAAGCUUCAAAUAGCGAUCGACUGUAAACAAGUCAUCCCCAAUUUUGUCCUCGUAGCAUCGGUCAUUCGGGCAUGUACAUUCGCAUACAUGUGUUUGAUUUGAUCAGUUUACAAAAGGGACAUGUCAACAAUGUAAAGAUAAUUCAACAUGAACCUCAGAUGCCUCUUUUAAA